Molecule: messenger RNA, 2040 nt
Organism: Desarmillaria tabescens
Lineage: Eukaryota; Fungi; Basidiomycota; Agaricomycetes; Agaricales; Physalacriaceae
Exons: 2
Coding region: 1-2040 (679 amino acids)
Source: RefSeq, a predicted model, not a curated record
AUGUCUUUCCAUUUCGAAAGUUGCAACAACCACAACCUCCAUCUCACUGUGCCCACAGUGCGGAGCAUCCCCAAAAUGACUCUGCAGAUUGAGGCGGACACUAGCGUGACCUUGCAAAUCGAACAAACCGGCCAUGCAAUCCACCUGUCAUUUAUAAAUGGUUUGGGUGUGGUCGCAACAAGCCAAGCUGCUGGUCCUGAAGCCACUGACAUCGUAACCUCCACUGCCAAUGUUGCAGCCGCCAUCACCACCACCGAUGUCGUAACAUCCACCGCCAACUCUACCUGCAGAGAUGAUGAAGACACCACUGCCAGCUAUGCUACUAUCGAUGUCGUAGCUUCCGCUGCUAAUACUGCCACCACCGACGUCUUAACUGCCGCUUCCACGACCACUAGUACUGAAGUCGCCAGAACUGAUGUCGUAACAUCUGCCGCCAAUACUGUCGCCUGCACCAAUGGUGAAGUCGGCACUACCAUUAGCGCCGCCACAACUUUUGCCGUUAAUACUGCUACCACCGACAUCGUGACCGCCGCUUCCACCGCUACCACCACUAGCACUGAAGUCGCCGCUACUGAGGUUGUAACUGCCGCUUCCACGACUACCAGCAGCGCUGAAGUCACCGCCACCAACACUGUAACGUCCGCCGUCAAUGCUGCAGCCUGCACCAAUACUGAAGCCGCUGCUACCAAUGGUGCCACCAUCGAGGUCCUAAGCUCCGCUGCUAAUACGGCCACCAGCAGUGCUCAAGUCACCUCCACCAAUAUCACAGCCUGCACCAAUGCUGAAGCCACCGCUACCAAAGGCGCCACUACCAACGUCGCAACCGCCGCUUCUAUGACCACCGCUGAAGUCGCCACCACCGACGUUGUAACAUCUGCCGCCAAUGCUGCAGCCUACACCGACACGGAAGCCAGCACUAUCACUGAUACCACUACUGCCUCUACUGCCAAUAUUGCCACCACCGGCAUUGUAACUGCCGCUUCCGCAAAUGCUAGCAGCGCUGGAAUCGCUGCCACCAACACUGUAAUAUCCGCCAUCGAUGCUGCAACCUGCACUGAUACUGAAGCCGCUGCUACUGAUGUCGCCACCAUCGAGGUCCUAAGCUCCGCUGCUAAUACGGCCACCAGCAGCACUCAAGUUACCUCCACCAAUAUUACAGCCUGCACCAAUGCUGAAGCCACCGCUACCGAAGGCACCACUACCAAUGUCGUAACCACCGCUUCUACGACCACAACCACCGCUGAAGUCCUCACCACCGACAUUGCGACAUCUGCUGCCAAUGCCGCGGCCUACAUCAACACGGAAACCGACACUAUCACUGAUGCCACUGAAACCUCUGCCGCUUCUGCCACCACCGACAUUGUAACUGCUGCUUCCACGACUGCCAGCAGCACUGAAGUCGCCGCCACCAACAUUGUAACAUCGGCCAUCAGCGCUGCAGCCAGCACCAAUACUGAAGCCGUCGCUACCAACGGUGCCAUCAUCGAUGGCAAAACCUCCGCUGCGAAUGUUGCCAUCAUUAACGUCGCAACUGCCCCUUCCGCGACCGCCAGCAGUGCUGAAGUCGCCACCGCCGACGUUGUAACAUCUACCGCCAAUACUACAACAGCCUACACCAAUGCUGAAGCGGUGACCUUCACUGCCAAUAGCACCACCACCAGUGCUGAAGUCGCUACCACCGACAUUGUAGCAUCUGCCGCCAAUGCUGAAGUCGUUGUCGUCAAUGGUACCACUACCGACGUCGUAACCACCACUUCCACCAUCGCUGAAGCCGCCACCACCAACGUGAUAACAUCCACUGUGAAUGCUGCAGCUAGCACCAUUGCUGAAGCCGUCAUUACCAAUGGUGUCACCACCGACGUCUUAACCACUGCUUCUGCGAGCAGCAGUAGCGCUGCCACCACUGAUAUUGUAGCAUCUACUGCCGAUGUUGAAACUGUCACUAUCAACAGCGCCACCAUUGAUGUCGUAUCAUCCGCCGCCAACGCUAAUCCCGGGGGGUUUUGGCAAGUCUACUUGAAUCGCUCUGUAAACAUAUGA